AGCAAGAUGGGCCCCCUGCCCUCCUGCCCCCUCCUCAUCCUCCUCCUCUUCCUCCCCUCCAUUGCCAUGGAGGCCCAUCCUCCACCCUUGCCACUGCCCCCAUUCCCAGCCCCCGAGUGGGACCUCCUGUCCCCCCGAGUAGCCCUGUCCCGGGGUGCCCCUGCAGGGCCCCCUCUGCUCUUCCUGCUGGAGGCAGGGGCCUUUGGGGAGCCCGUGGGCCCGGCCAACCGCAGUCGGCGUGGAGUGAGUGAGACGGCAACGGCGCAUCGCAGGGGAGAGCUGGCGGUGUGUGACGCGGUCAGUAGCUGGGUGACCGACCGCAGGAGUGCCGUGGACCUGCGUGGACGCCAAGUGGAGGUGCUGGGUGAGGUGCCCGCAACUGCGGGCGGGCCCCUCCGCCAGUACUUCUUUGAGACCCGCUGCAAGGCUGACAGCUCAGGGGCAGGUGACCCCGGUGGGGCUGGAGGAGGCUGCAGGGGCGUGGACCGACGUCACUGGUUGUCCGAGUGUAAAGCCAAACAAUCUUACGUGCGGGCCCUGACUGCUGAUGCCCAGGGCCGUGUGGGCUGGCGAUGGAUUCGAAUCGAUACAGCCUGCGUCUGCACACUUCUCAGCCGGACUGGACGGGCCUGA
This is a messenger RNA of Sorex araneus (European shrew), 633 nucleotides long. It is a transcript of the gene NTF4, whose product is annotated as neurotrophin 4. NCBI's taxonomy places the organism in Eukaryota, Metazoa, Chordata, Mammalia, Eulipotyphla, Soricidae. Gene Ontology annotation, molecular function: nerve growth factor receptor binding; growth factor activity. The transcript has a single exon. Gene Ontology annotation, biological process: cell surface receptor protein tyrosine kinase signaling pathway; neuron projection morphogenesis; nerve development. Bases 7 to 633 code for a protein of 208 amino acids. Gene Ontology annotation, cellular component: extracellular region. The record is from RefSeq and is a predicted model, not a curated record.